AUGUUUUCUUCAACUGCUUCUUCUUCUAAAAUUCUCGUAGCUAUUUCUUUAGACCCAGAUGAAAGUAAAGAGCUUCUCUCUUGGGCAGUCACAGUUCUGGCUCAUCCAAAUGACAGUAUUGUUGCCAUUCAUGUUCUCGUUGGUGAAGAAUCAAAGAAGCUUGGAUCGAUUUCGAAAAGGCGAUAUCAGAUUCGUCAAGCGAAAGCCUAUGUCAUUUCUAUUCUAGGUGACUUCGCCAACACCUGCCAGUCGAAACAGAUAAAUUUGGAGGCUAAAGUGGGAUUUAGCUCCAGUUUCGGAAGAGGUCUAAUUCAGGAAGCAGAAUUUAUUUCAGCUGAUUUUCUUCUGCUUCAUGGCUCAAGAAACCGUUCACCAAAUAAAUUUUCACAGCAAAUUACAAGGUAUUGUUUGGAAAAUGCCCCGGAAGGCUGCACAAUAGUGUCAGUGGGGAAAUGUGUUGAAGAAAACAAAAAUUCUAGCCUGGAUUCUUCAAAUUCUGCAGAAACUCAUCAGUUGGACUCAAACCACUUGAGCAAGAUCACUAAUAAUGAAAAGGAGCACAUUGUCUUUGAAAAAACAAGGAGCAAGAUUCCAUCACCGAUCACUGUUUUCGAUCAACUGGAGGAAGAAUCUAACAGCACAGAAGACGAUACAUUUAGCGCUGAGGACUCGAGCACCAUCAGCCAGUCUCCUCCUCUGCAGACUCCCAAGUUCAAAGGCCAAUUCAACAAAAACAAUUUAGUGUCUCCUUACAGACUCAUCACUUCAAUUCUGAACUCACCUUGGAGAAGAAGAAAUAGAAGUUUGUCCAACAAGGAAAGGCAUCAGCCUUUGUUGAAGUGUUUCAGCUUCAUGGAGAUCUCGAAAGCCACCAACAACUUCCACCCAGAUAAUAUGGUCGGUCAAGGUGGGUAUUCGGAAGUAUACAAAGGCAAUCUUUCCGAUGGAAGAACCAUUGCUGUGAAGAGGCUGGCCAAGGACAACAAAAAUGCAAACAAAGAGAAAGAAUUUCUCAUGGAAUUGGGCAUAAUUGGGCAUGUAUGUCACCCCAAUACCGCAACUUUAGUCGGUUGCUGCAUAGAAAAUGGACUCUAUCUCAUAUUCAACUUCUCUCAAAAUGGCAAUCUGGAAUCUGCAAUACAUGGAAAAAGAACCAAGUCCCUGGAUUGGCCUGUGAGAUACAAGAUUGCCCUGGGAGUUGCCAGGGGUCUUCAUUAUCUUCACAAAUGUUGUAAGCACCGUAUAAUUCAUCGCGACAUAAAAGCCUCCAAUGUCCUUCUUGGACCGGAUUACGAGCCCCAGAUUACUGAUUUUGGACUUGCAAAAUGGCUUCCAAACAAAUGGACUCACCAUGCUGUGAUCCCAAUUGAGGGGACAUUUGGGUACUUGGCUCCAGAAUACUUUAUGCACGGAAUCGUAGAUGAGAAAACUGAUGUUUUUGCCUUCGGAGUCCUCCUCCUGGAGAUCAUUACAGGGCGAAAACCUGUCGAUUCAUCACAGCAAAAUCUUCUCUUAUGGGCAAAGCCCUUCAUAGAAUCCGGAAAUAUCACAGAACUGAUUGAUCCGAGCCUGGAAAAUAAUUAUGAUUCGGAUCAACUGCAUAGACUAGUGCUAGCUUCAGCCUAUUGCGUGCGACAAUCAUCAAUUCAGCGCCCAUCAAUGAGCGAGGUUUUGGAGUUACUCACUAAUGGGCAUGGCUCUGAAGUCGCAAAGAGCUGGAGGAUGCCAAAGCUUACUUCUGAUUCGGAUGAGUUGAAUGAUUUCUCCAUGUUUUUUGGAUAUCAAGUGCCAACAGAUAUAGAUUUGGAGGAGUUCCUAUAAAGAAACUUUAUUUUAUUUCUCUCACAAUGACUAAAGAUUCUGCUGACAUGAAUUAAAGAGCUUUAGGUGAAUGAGUAGAAGAUCCAGCAGAUCUGGCUUCCUUAUAAUGUAACUUUCAAAAGGGAUUAUUGUACACUAAUUCAUUUUGCUUUAUUCAAUAUAUGUCAAUUUAUUAU
Molecule: messenger RNA, 1997 nt
Organism: Mangifera indica (mango)
Lineage: Eukaryota; Viridiplantae; Streptophyta; Magnoliopsida; Sapindales; Anacardiaceae
Product: probable receptor-like serine/threonine-protein kinase At5g57670
Exons: 10
Coding region: 1-1821 (606 amino acids)
Biological process (GO): protein phosphorylation
Molecular function (GO): ATP binding; protein kinase activity
Source: RefSeq, a predicted model, not a curated record